Molecule: messenger RNA, 2311 nt
Organism: Rhopilema esculentum
Lineage: Eukaryota; Metazoa; Cnidaria; Scyphozoa; Rhizostomeae; Rhizostomatidae
Source: RefSeq, a predicted model, not a curated record
CACACAGAUUCUGUGACACAACAUCAGCACUGAAUAGAAAUGACAUCAUCAGCGCAGGGACUUUCCCUUGUUGCAUUUCUUUAUAAAUGAAACCUAGCUUAAUCGCAUUAUUUAAUUCAUUUUGAGAACGACAGCUUUUGAGAAAGAGCACGACAGCUGUGAAUAAAACCAACUGUGAAGGGGAUAUAAAUAUGCCCAGAUCAGAGGAAAGACGAGUUGCUAUGCGCUCGAAAUCGCAGAACGGAGAACAGCGUAACGAGGAAGAGAAAAACCGUAUGUUUGACUGCUAUCUAAGCUGGCAAGUUUUUGGUAGUAAAUUGGUUUUGUCACAACCGGGACAAUUUGUUGUUUUUAGCGAUUACGGAAAGUGCAUUGUACCAAUACGAAUUCCAAAGAUAGCGAGCAAUGGAAACCCUGAAAACACUAUCUUAAAUGAAACGAUACAUGGACAAACUGUGGUUGUUGGGGAAAACACAGAAGUCGUUUUUCUACGUUGUUUAGAAAACUCGUUUGAUGGGUUAUACAGUUCCGGUUCAGAAACAAUCGAUUUAUCCAGUUUGCAGAAUACAGGUCCUCUUACUAGAGGUAGCAGACAAAAUUACCAUAGCUUCAGUAAACUCACUGUUGCAGUUUCCACACUAAAUGAAUCUGUUCCAAAAAUUGUUGGUGAAUGUGGUCUUAUGAACGGAACUGAUGGUCUCCUUAUGAAAUAUAGAAGAGCGGGAGCAGACGCGCUGGCACGAUUAAUGCGCGCAAAUGGUUUAACAGGCGAGGCGAUUGAAUUGUUUUUGUGGAAAAUGAAAGCAAUGAUGGAAAAGUGUGAAAUAAAAAUGUGUAUUAGUAUAGGUGGAGCAGAGCAGUCUGUGACAAGUUUAAAAAACAGUGGUUGCCCUUUUCUGACAACAACACGAAUUGAGAUUGACCAAGCAGGCAGCAGCAAAAAACUUUGUACACAAGCUUCUGGAUACAAUAAUGAUUCAUUACUCGGUAUCUGUGCCUGUGGAAAGCAAAAUAACAAACAUCUUCAUUUCAGUUUCGAUGACCAGAGUACAGCACCUGAAGCUGCAUAUCAACACAUAAACAUUGUAAGUGACUUUACCAUUAUUGGUGACAACGCCCAACUCAUUAUGCCAGUGGAUACCAUCAACACUAGCAGUGCUAAUGUAGCUAUAAAAAAUACGUCAAUUCAUACACAUGAGCAAAUCAGGUCAAUAGUUAUGAAUGCUUGGGCCCCUACAAGAGUUCCAAAUGUGCUGUACGUCACUGGGCAAAUUGGAAAGGCAAAGCAUAGAACAAUGAUAAGACUAUGCGAAAGUCUUCGAAACAGUGGUGACUUCAAGCAGCAUGGAGCGGUUUUAGAGAGCUAUUCUUCAACAGUAUGUACCAAAGAAUCCGAUGCAUGUAUUUCAUUAUGCCUUGAGAAAGCACUCGCUCUUAUCAAUAAAAACGAAACCUCCAAAGCGAAUCACUGUCUCAGUCUGUUGCAGAACUUUGCAGUCAAGGCCAAAAAUUCUACAUUGCUACUUGGCAGAAUAUUUGCCUUUAAGGCGAAUAUAGCUUUGAGAGAAAAGGAUUACAAGGGUGCGUUGAAUGAAUUAGAAAAAGCAAGGCACUACAUGGGUUACGUAGCAUCUGGAGAAGAAAAGACUUUCUUGUGCUAUCUGUUUGGAGUUACGUACAUGAUGCUAGCCAGUCAAUGCCAGGUUCCUGAUUUAGCCUUAGAGAAUCGGGCAUUAUUCUAUUUUGACCUAUACCUACAGCAUGCCAGAAUACAAGAAGACUGUGGAUUCUAUGUGAGACGAGGCAUAAAUUACGUCAUGUUUCAAAAGGCGUCUAUAUAUCUAAGAACAUACAGUGACCAAAUUAGGAAAUUUAAUGUCUGUUUGAAGGCGAUGACGCAAGCUAAAAAGUGUCUUGAGGUUGUAAAGCAAGCAAUUGAUGGGAAAAAUGAACCAGCGACCUUGAUUAAAAUUCAGUCAAUUGAAUCAGACAUUGCUUAUAGAGAAGGCGAACUAGAGCUUGCAAGAUCAUUUCUGAGCCACGGAGUAGAGCUUUCAAAGGCCAAUAAAUUUACUCCAUAUAUUGUAGAAGAGGCCCUGAGAGAAAGACUGAUGUUGCUUAAAAAUAAUGAAUAACAAACUCUGAGCAGAAUGCAAAAAACAAAACUUUGAAAAUAUUAUGUCCAUAAUAUGAGAGAAAACAACUUAACCAAAUUAUGUCGUCCUACAUUGAUAAAUUUUCACGGUAUAUUCAUGAAAAAUGACUAUAAUUAGGAAAAUAAUAUAUUUGGCGAUUGAACUUUGUUCACAAA